AACUGUUCCGAGUCCCGGAGGCGGGUCAGGUUCUGGAUCCAUGGAGCGGGCGGAAGGGCCGAGUACAGAACUUGCUAAGGCCAUCAAACCUAUCGAUCAGAAGUCAGUCCAUCAGAUUUGUUCUGGACAGGUGGUACUCAGUCUAAGUACUGCUGUGAAGGAGUUGGUUGAAAAUAGUGUGGAUGCCGGAGCCACUACUAUUGAUCUAAGGCUUAGAGACUAUGGGGUGGAUCUCAUUGAAGUUUCAGACAAUGGAUGUGGGGUAGAAGAAGAAAACUUCGAAGGCUUAACUCUGAAACAUCAUACUUCUAAGAUUCAAGACUUUGCUGACCUAACUCAGGUUGAAACUUUUGGCUUUCGGGGGGAAGCUCUGAGCUCACUUUGUGCACUGAGCGAUGUGACUAUUUCCACCUGCCACACAUCCGCGAAGGUUGGGACUCGACUGGUGUUUGAUCACAAUGGGAAAAUUGUCCAGAAAACCCCCCACCCACGACCCAGAGGGACGACUGUCAGUGUGCAGCAGCUAUUUUAUACACUGCCUGUGCGCCAUAAGGAGUUUCAAAGGAAUAUUAAGAAGGAGUACGCCAAAAUGGUCCAGGUCUUACAUGCAUACUGUAUCAUUUCAGCAGGCGUCCGUGUCAGUUGCAGCAAUCAGGUUGGGCAAGGGAAACGGCAGCCGGUGGUAUGCACCAGUGGGAGCGCCAGCAUAAAGGAAAAUAUUGCAUCGGUGUUUGGGCAGAAACAGCUGCAAAGCCUCAUUCCCUUUGUUCAGCUGCCCCCUAGUGACUCUGUUUGUGAAGAGUAUGGGCUGAGCGGAGCAGAUGCUCUGAAUACCCUGUUUGACAUCUCAGGCUUCAUCUCUCACUCUGCUCAUGGUGUUGGAAGAAGUUCAACAGAUAGACAGUUUUUCUUCAUCAACGGGCGGCCUUGUGACCCAGCAAAGGUUUCCAGACUCGUGAACGAGGUCUAUCACAUGUAUAAUCGACAUCAAUAUCCAUUUGUUGUUCUUAACAUUUCUGUUGAUUCAGAAUGUGUUGAUAUCAAUGUCACUCCAGAUAAAAGGCAAAUUUUACUACAAGAGGAGAAACUUCUAUUGGCAGUUGUAAAGACAUCUUUGGUAGGAAUGUUUGACAGCGAUGUCAACAAACUCAAUGUCUCUCAGCAGCCGUUGUUGGAUAUGGAAGGUCACGUAGUAAAAAUGCACUCGGCAGAAAUGGACAAGCCUCAGCCAGCAAAGCCGGAUAGUCCCGCUUCGUUAAGGACCGGAGAAGAGAAAAGGGCAGUGACCAUUUCCAGACUGAGAGAGACCUUUUCUCUUCGGCACACGAUGGAGGACAGGCCUGAGGGCCUGAAGAGCCCUGAACCGAGGCGGGUUUCCCCAAGACAGAAGAGACACGAACAGCUUCCCGGCGCUUCAGGCUCUCUCUGCGCCCGGAGGCCCAUCCCUGGCACAGACUCGCGUGGCCCCCAGGAGGAGGUGACGCGUUCAGAUAAGGGCCCCUGUGACUGCAGGGACAGAGGGGACACGGAGCAGGACUUGGGGCCUAGCCGCCCAUCAGCCAGCCCGGGGGAAGGGCUCGGCACCCCAGAAGUGGGCGGUCACGCCAGCAAGGAGUUUUCCCAAGGAAGUGUGGAGUCUCGGGAGGAGUCACCUGAGACUGACCGUCGCUCUGCAGACCCUGAAGGCCAUCUAGACCAGGAGGAUGGCGGUCGGACACAUAGAGUCUUGCCUCGGCCCGCCGAUACGUCCUCCUCAAACACAAAGCGUUUUAAGAAAGAUGGAAUUCCUUUCAGUUCUGACACCUGCCAAGGGUUGGUGAAGACUCAGACCUCACCAGCAUUUCAGGUUGACGUGGCUGUUAAAAUCCAUAAGAAAAUAGUGCCCCUGGCCUUUUCUAUGGGCUCUUUAGCUCAACGAAUAAAGCAGUUGCAACAACAAGAACAGCGAAGAGAAGGCACACAGGAUUGUAGGAAGUUCAGGGCCAAGAUUUGCCCAGGAGAAAACCAGGCCGCAGAGGAAGAACUCAGAAAGGAGAUAAGUAAAGCGAUGUUCGCGGAAAUGGAGAUCAUUGGGCAGUUUAACUUGGGAUUUAUAAUCACCAAACUGAAUGCAGACAUCUUCAUAGUGGACCAGCAUGCUACGGACGAGAAGUACAACUUUGAGAUGCUGCAGCAACACACUGCCCUCCAGGGUCAAAGGCUCAUAGCACCCCAGACUCUCAACUUAACGGCUGUCAAUGAAGCUGUUCUCAUAGAAAACCUGGAGAUAUUCAGAAAGAACGGCUUUGAUUUUGUUAUCGACGAAGGGGCUCCAGUCACCGAAAGAGCUAAAUUGAUUUCUUUGCCAACUAGUAAAAACUGGACCUUUGGACCCCAGGACAUCGACGAGCUGAUCUUUAUGCUGAGCGACAGUCCUGGGGUUAUGUGCCGGCCUUCCCGAGUCAGGCAGAUGUUUGCCUCCAGGGCCUGUCGGAAGUCCGUGAUGAUUGGAACUGCUCUUAACACAAGCGAGAUGAAGAAACUCAUUACCCACAUGGGCGAGAUGGACCAUCCAUGGAACUGUCCCCACGGAAGGCCGACCAUGAGACACAUUGCCAACCUGGAUGUCAUUUCUCAGAGCUGA
Molecule: messenger RNA, 2623 nt
Organism: Odobenus rosmarus divergens (Pacific walrus)
Lineage: Eukaryota; Metazoa; Chordata; Mammalia; Carnivora; Odobenidae
Gene: PMS2
Product: PMS2 postmeiotic segregation increased 2 (S. cerevisiae)
Exons: 15
Coding region: 41-2623 (860 amino acids)
Biological process (GO): mismatch repair
Cellular component (GO): MutLalpha complex
Molecular function (GO): mismatched DNA binding; ATP binding; ATP-dependent DNA damage sensor activity
Source: RefSeq, a predicted model, not a curated record